AUGAGUAAUUAUUUAGAAGCUAUAAUAAGACAGAUCAAUAAAACCAUCGUGGAUGCAGAACAAAAGUAUUAUCAGCCGUCCUUCUGGAGUUCAUUACGUGUUGAUUAUACUAGAGCUACUCGUUUAGUCAUCUCCUUUGACAACGCAAUCAGCGGAAUCGUGUUCCUAUCGUUUGCCACCAAUUUGUUCUUCAUUUGUUUACAGUUGUUCUAUAUUUUCUCCCAUGGAGUGCGAGGAAACACUAUUAUGGUUAGCUAUAAAGGCCAUGACGUGGCUGGAAUAUUCGGUGGUUACGAGCCGCUGGUUUACUUCAUAUUUUCUUUCGCGUUCGUGCUUUGUCGUUUCUUGGCGGUGUCCCUUAAAGCUGCUAACAUUCAUUCAGCAUCUUUAGCUAUUGGACCUUCUUUAUACAACUUACCAUCGACAGUUUACUGUAAUGAGAUACAAAGGUUCAUUGAACAAGUUCACGGUAGUACGGUGACUUUGAGUGGACUACAAUUCUUUCAUGUCACCAAGAGUUUGAUUCUGACUGUCGCUGGAACCAUUGUGACGUAUGAGUUAGUAUUGUUGCAGUUCAACGGUGAAUAG
Messenger RNA from Diatraea saccharalis (sugarcane borer), 588 nucleotides. The record is from the annotation of a GenBank genome assembly. NCBI's taxonomy places the organism in Eukaryota, Metazoa, Arthropoda, Insecta, Lepidoptera, Crambidae.